Messenger RNA from Galdieria sulphuraria, 643 nucleotides. RefSeq lists its product as hypothetical. The transcript is spliced from 4 exons. The record is from RefSeq and is a predicted model, not a curated record. The coding region runs from base 7 to 567 and encodes 186 amino acids. Lineage: Eukaryota; Rhodophyta; Bangiophyceae; Galdieriales; Galdieriaceae.
UUCAUCAUGAGCACCAACCACAAGUCACGGCCUCGUUAUUUACAAGAGUUACCGAUGAUACCCAUCGACGAAAUAUAUGCCAAAAGCUUUCGUUGGAAUCGAACUGGUUGUUAUGCACUGUACAAUGAUGACCAUCUCCUUUGCUAUGUUGGGUAUACCAAGAAUUUACAAAAGAAGAUUGCUUUUCAUGCCAAACUGCAACCAAACCAGUGUAAAUUUUUCAAAGCCUAUGUGGUAGAUAACCCCAAAGUUUCUGCCAGUUUCUUAGAAAAAAUACUCGACUCGUGGUUGUUAGAAUAUGGCAGUGUGCCACCUGGAAACAGCUCAGAGCGUCAUUUAUGGGAAGGUAAAAGGGAUAUCGAUAGGAAAGGCGUGGUACUGUUGAAGAAAAGGUACAAAGCACAAGGGCUGAUAGUACAACGAGUUCUAGAGUUAACGACUUUUUCGAUGGAAAAGAUCCCUUUGCGCUUCGGUCAAAAUUUUCCAAAAAUAUGGAACGCGAAGAUUAUUUACAAACCUGGAUUCCUUUGGCAACCGUCGUUGGAUUAUCGGUUUUGUUGUGGUUGAUGGGUUUGGUGACGACUUCACUUCAACCGGAUACGUUAGGACUGUAAAAGUUGUGGGAUACUGGGAAUGAUGAUGG